Messenger RNA from Ornithorhynchus anatinus (platypus), 948 nucleotides. RefSeq names its product olfactory receptor 5A1. Gene Ontology annotation, biological process: G protein-coupled receptor signaling pathway. Lineage: Eukaryota; Metazoa; Chordata; Mammalia; Monotremata; Ornithorhynchidae. The record is from RefSeq and is a predicted model, not a curated record. The coding region runs from base 1 to 948 and encodes 315 amino acids. Gene Ontology annotation, molecular function: olfactory receptor activity; G protein-coupled receptor activity. The transcript has a single exon. Gene Ontology annotation, cellular component: membrane.
AUGAAUGAGGGCUGGAACACUACCUCAGUGACCACAUUCACCUUCCUGGGAUUCACCGGAUUUCCCCAGCUGCAGAGUCUCCUCUUUGGGCUGCUCUUGAUGAUCUAUCUCUUGACCCUGAGCUGGAACCUUGGCCUCAUCAUCCUGAUCAGGACCGACUCCCGCCUCCACACCCCCAUGUACUUUUUCCUCGGCCACCUGUCCUUCAUAGACGUCUGCUACUCCUCCUCGGUGGUCCCGAAGAUCCUCUCCGACUUCUUCAAGGAACAGAAGACUAUUUCUUUCAUGGGCUGUGCCGCUCAGUUUUUCGUCUUUGUCGGCAUGGGGCUGACGGAGUGCUGCCUUCUGGACGCCAUGGCCUACGACCGCUACGCGGCCAUCUGCGCCCCGCUGCGGUACCAGGCCGCCGUGACCCGGACGCUUUGCCAGAAGAUGGUGGCUGGGGCCUACGUGGCUGGAUUUGCCAGCUCCCUGAUCCAGACCGUUUCCAUCUUCCAACUCCAUUUCUGUGGGCCAAACGUCAUCGAUCAUUUCUUCUGUGACCUUCCCCCGGUCCUGGCUCUCUCCUGCUCGGACACUUUGGACAGCCAGGUGGUGAAUUUCCUGGUGGUGGUUACCGUGGGGGGGACGUCUUUUCUCAUCCUCCUCAUCUCCUACGGGGCCAUCGGGGCUGCCGUCCUGAAGGUCCGCUCGACCGAAGGCAGGUGCAGGGCAUUCUACACCUGUGCCUCUCAUUUGACGGUGGUCUCCCUCUUGUACGUCCCGGCUCUUUUCACGUACCUCCGUCCGAGCUCCAGCUACUCCCUGGGUCAGGACAAGGUGGUGGCACUGUUCUACUCGGUGAUGACCCCCAUGCUGAACCCGCUCAUCUAUAGCCUGAGAAACAAGGAGAUCAGAGGUACACUGCACAAGAUGGCAGAGAGGAAAAGAGGCCUAUCAUGGAAUUGA